Messenger RNA from Rotaria sp. Silwood2, 2814 nucleotides. NCBI's taxonomy places the organism in Eukaryota, Metazoa, Rotifera, Eurotatoria, Philodinida, Philodinidae. The record is from the annotation of a GenBank genome assembly.
AUGGCAUGUUUCAGUAUACUUCCUAUUUCAAAUGAUAUGAUUCCUAAAAUAGAAUAUGGUGAUGAAAUUUUCAUCGAAAUACAUUUAGACGAACGAUAUUAUGUCGGAGACAAUGCACAGUUAUGUAAAGUAUGGAAAAAAGAUGAGAAAAUAAUAAUCGAAAAACAAUUUAAAAUAUUUUCUGAUCCUGAUCAAUGUUUUGAUUUUAUCACAUCAUACGAAUGGCGAAAAGUUUUCUUAACAAUUACAGAUCAAUUCACUUAUAUAUUACCAUUAAUUCAUGAUAUUAAACAAAUUGUUUAUAUUUAUAUUUAUUCUCAAUCACCAGAUAAAGUUCCAUACAAUAGUAGUAUAUAUUCGAAAUUACGAUCGAUUGUAGACGAAAAUUCAUCGAAUGCUGAUGCUGUUUUAUUGCAAGAUAUUGAAGAUUUUCGACGAGAUUUAAUGCCAAUUAAAGUUAUCAAUCCUGUUGAACGAAAGAUCAAACUUUUAAUUCAUGAAAAAAUGGAUAUUGAUGAAUAUUCAAUUGUUUGGCUUCAUAAUAAUGAAAAUAGUACAUUUAUAGAUACAUCAUCUAUCUUUGAUAUAACAAAUUCAUUUAAAAGUUUUUAUAAUGUCGAUCAAUGUUUAAAUUAUUUGACAUCUGAAAGUGAAACAAAAAUCUUUUUUAUAACAUCUUAUUUGGAUUAUGAGCUAAUUCUAUCAAAAGUAUUUGAGUUAUCACGUGUCAUUUCGAUUUAUUUAUUUUACAAUGAUCCAAAUUCGAUCAAUAUCUCUAAUAAGUUCAUAAAAAAACUUCGUGGAAUAUUUUCUGAUAUGAAAACUUUAUGUAAUCAAUUAUCAGAAGAAUAUAAACAAAAUAUUUCAAUGCAGAAAAUGUCGAUUAGUAUUUUUCAUGAAGAUAAACAUGAAAAAACAAUUCGCAAUUUAUCAAAAGAUAAUGCACGAUUUCUUUGGUUUCAAUUAUUAAUUGAUGUUUUGAUUCGAAUACCAUAUAAUGAUCAAGCAAAAGAACAAAUGAUCAAUGAUUGUCGAAUACAUUAUAAAGACAAUUCUAAAGCACAAAGGGACAUUGAAAAAUUCAAUCAAACAUAUAAGUCUAGUGAAGCAUUGCGUUUUUAUACAGAAGAUUCAUUCUUAUAUCGUCUGUUUAAUCAAGCUCUUCGAAAAGAAAAUAUUGAUUUUCUAUUUAUUUUUCGAUUUUUUAUGGCUGAUAUGUACAAUCAAUUACAACAAUUAUAUAUGGAACAAUUUCAAAAUAAUUCGAUACAAAAUGGCACAGGUCUGAUGCUAUUUCGUGGACAAAUUAUGAGUGAUAUAGAAUUCAAUUAUAUCAAAGAAAAUAUUGGACGUGUCAUAUCAGUAAAUACAUUUUUUUCGACAACGGCACAUCGUCAGGUUGCCAUUAUUUUUUCUGGUGCUGUUCCAAAUGUUCAAAAUGCAAAUUAUGUAUCCGUAUUAUUCGAAAUCGAUACAAAUGUUUUACAUAAUAGAAUUAAACGACCGUUUGCUUCACUUGAAGCUUUCAGCAAAAUAAAAGAUGAAUCCGAAGUACUUUUUGCUGUCGGUUCAACUUUUCGUAUCGAGAGUAUUCACGAUUAUCGAACAAAUGAAGGAUAUUGGUAUGUCAAGAUGAAAUUAGCAGAAGAUACCGAUGAAAUCAACGAACUUCGAAAUCAAUUAGAAAAACAAUAUUGUAAUCAAGGCGAUUUAUGUAGCAUAGGGCAAAUUUUAAGAGGCAUGGGUGAUUAUAAAAAAGCAGAACGCUAUUUUCUAAUGCUACUCGAAUGUAUUCCUGAAAGACACCCGAGCUAUGCUCAAAUAUGCUCGUCACUUGGAAUGAUCUCUCGAGACAAAGGAGAUUAUCAAACAUCACUUAAAUAUCAUGAACUAGCAUUGAAAAGUUUCAAUCAAAUCGACAUUUAUGAUCAACAUGACAAUAUUUGUUUUGAAUACGCUUCACUCGGUUCAACGUAUCAUUUACUUGGUAACAAUGAUUUAGCUUUGAAAUAUUUAACAAUGGCAAUCAAUGACAAAUCUUCUCCUAGUUUACUUUCACUUGCGUACAAUCAAAUAGGAAUAAUAUACCGUGGAAAAGGUGAAUUUCGUUUAGCAUUAGAAUAUUUUCAAAAAACAUUAAACAUUGAAGAAGAAAUUUUGAAAACAAAUAAAUAUGCUCCUGUAUUAGCUACGAUGCAUAAUAAUAUAGGUGAAAUCUACGUUCAUCUAGAUGACGAUGAUAAUGCGAUAAAACAUUUGAAUCAAGCAUUGGAAAUUCGUCUGAAAGGAACAGUCUCUACACACACGGAUCUUGCUACUAUUUACAAUAAUUUAGGAAUGUUAUACAAUAAAAAGAAUGCUCAUAGAAAAGCGUUAGAAAUGCUUGAAAAAGCUCUCGAAAUCGAUACGAAUCUAUUUGACGAAAAUCAUGAAUCAUUAUCUGUUACACACUACAAUAUCAGUGGUGCUUAUUUAGGAAUGGGCGAUUUAGCCAAAGCUGUUUAUCAUUCCGAAACAGCACUAAGAAUCCAGCUUCGUUCACAAGCCAGAGACGACCAAUUAAUAAUUAGCAAAUAUCAGCUUCAUCUCGGGCGCAUACAACUAGAGUUAGGUAAUUUUACAAAAGCAUUGAAAAUAGCAGAGAAAGCAUUGAAUAUUCAACUCAAAUAUUUGCCAGAUAAUCACCGAGAUUUUACAUAUACAUAUUUAUUAUUUUCAAAUAUACAUGAAAAAGAAGGAAAUAUAAUAAAAGCUAUCGAAUAUUUAGAAAAGUGUGAAGAUAUUGCAAGAAUUUCAAUAUUACCAUAUAAUUGA